Messenger RNA from Cantharellus anzutake, 553 nucleotides. RefSeq names its product histone-fold-containing protein. The record is from RefSeq and is a predicted model, not a curated record. Gene Ontology annotation, molecular function: DNA binding; protein heterodimerization activity; structural constituent of chromatin. The transcript has 6 exons. Bases 80 to 496 code for a protein of 138 amino acids. Lineage: Eukaryota; Fungi; Basidiomycota; Agaricomycetes; Cantharellales; Hydnaceae. Gene Ontology annotation, cellular component: nucleosome.
AUCCCCCCAAAACACCUCUUAGACUGUAAAUUCGCUCUGUAGCGCCUAAAUCUAACCAAAUCUCAUCGUUUUAGCUUCAAUGGCCCGCACUAAGCAAACCGCCCGCAAGUCUACCGGUGGCAAAGCUCCCCGCAAGCAGCUCUCUACCAAGCAAGCCAAGAAGAGUGCCCCCUCCACCACUGGAGGUGUAAAGAAGCCUCACCGCUUCCGCCCCGGAACCGUCGCUCUUCGUGAAAUUCGCAAGUACCAGAAGAGUACCGAGCUCCUUAUCAGGAAGCUCCCUUUCCAACGUCUCGUUCGUGAAAUCGCUCAGGACUUCAAGACCGAUUUGCGCUUCCAGUCAUCUGCCGUCUUGGCUCUUCAAGAAGCCAGCGAGGCUUACCUUGUGUCGCUCUUCGAAGAUACUAACUUGGCUGCCAUCCACGCCAAGCGCGUCACUAUUCAACCUAAAGACCUCGCUCUGGCUCGUCGUCUCCGCGGAGAGAGAACUGCGUAGAUGAUGAACAUGUUUUGACAGUUGUUGCGGACACAUUUUGUGCGCCUGUUUAUUCUG